GGCAGACGAACUCACAUAUACACUUGUUCAAAGCUGACUGAAAUUGAAAGAAAAGAAACCAGAGAUCAUGGAGUUGAAAAAGAUGUUUCCAAUUGUCGUUGUGUGCCUGGUAGUUCUCGUGGACUUCAGCGAGUCAAACGAACGUAAAAAUAAAACCCUUAAAUCAGCGAUAUGCGACGCUCUUACAACUAAAGCAUGUCUGAUGAAGAUUCAGAGGUGUUCAACAAGUCAGAGGAAAUGUCAGGUUAGAGUUAAUGGUACAACGACCACAGAUCCAGCAGCGAGAUUUACCAUUGUUAGGGUUUAUAAGUCAACCCCAAACAUUACAAAGUGCAUUGAAGUCACUUCACCCAGCCAUGUUAAAUAUGCAAUGAAGGUUGACUCCAUAAACAGCAUCAUUUUUGAGGAACAGCAGAAUGGCUGCAAUAACAAAACUGCUGAUGCCUUUAUUUUUACUGAAGCUCGUGACAGUGAUUCUGGCUAUUUUACAUAUACACACAAUUCAAGGUGCUUAGGCACAAACAUUGAUGGCACUUUGUCCUUGAUGACUAUUAGUGAUGCAAAUACAAAAAAAUGUAGCUUUAAACACAUUAAGUGGCCUCUCCUACGCUGA
This is a messenger RNA of Pocillopora verrucosa, 613 nucleotides long. RefSeq lists its product as uncharacterized. NCBI's taxonomy places the organism in Eukaryota, Metazoa, Cnidaria, Anthozoa, Scleractinia, Pocilloporidae. The record is from RefSeq and is a predicted model, not a curated record.